AUGGGUGUUUUCACUGAGAGACAAGAGGGUUUAGUGAAGAGCUCAUACGAAGAAUUGGUACAAAACAUUACUCACUAUAGCAUUCGUUUCUUUACCUUGAUAUUGGAGAUUUCACCAGCCACAAAAGACAUGUUCUCAUUUCUAAGGGAUUAUGAUGAAAUACCCCAGAAUAACACUAAGCUCCAGUUCCAUGCUGUAAAGGUUUUCGAGAUGACAUGUGAAACAGCCAUUCGACUUCGAGAAAAAAGAGCUAUAGUGGCAGAUACCACGUUAAAGUAUUUGAGUUGUAUCCACAUCAACAAAGGAGUCAUUGAUUCUCAUUUCGAGGUGGUUAAAGAAGCACUGCUGAAAACAAUAAAGGAAGCGGUGGGCGACAAAUGGAGUGAGGAAUUGAGGAAUUCUUGGGAAGUAGCCUACGAUGAAUUGGCAGCUGCAAUUAAGAAUGCAAUGAGAGAGGGGUCAUCUUCAACUUAG
Gastrolobium bilobum is the source of this 474-nucleotide messenger RNA. Its product is annotated as non-symbiotic hemoglobin 2-like. Lineage: Eukaryota; Viridiplantae; Streptophyta; Magnoliopsida; Fabales; Fabaceae. The transcript has 4 exons. Gene Ontology annotation, molecular function: oxygen binding; heme binding. The record is from RefSeq and is a predicted model, not a curated record. The coding region runs from base 1 to 474 and encodes 157 amino acids.